AACGAGUGGAGAUUUAAUCAUGGAAUCGUUACCGAAUUUUAAUGAAAAGCGCCUACAAAAAUGGAUUCUUGAUAAAAGAAAAUUGCAUAAUUACCUAGAAGAAAUGGACACAGCUGAGCUGCCUAAAGAAAAAUACGUUGAGCUAGUCGAAGACAGUUUUAGAAAUGGUUUCCUUCAAGCUGAAAUGUCUGAUACCUGCAUGUCACGAGUGGAAUCCAACAUAGAGCCGUUGUCAGGUCAAAUAAAACUUCACCGAUGUCGGCGAGACUCCUACUGCAAGAAGUGCCUUCACUCUUCGCCUUCAGUAGCAUACGGUGUCAGCCAUAGGAUGCUGAACAUGAUAAUGUAUCGGUUCACACGCCACUGCUAUUGGGUGUCUCCGGAAGAUGACGCUCAUCUGAUCGAUCAGCUGUGUGCCACCAUGUAUAGGGAAGCCGUGUACAUCGCGCGUCGCGGAUACUUUGCCCGGGAUCUUUUCUUGGAACAUGGGGCUUUGUGUCUAAUGAUGGGCUACAAAGAAUUCUAUCGUCGGAAAUGGUUUCACAAGGCAUUAAGCUGGAUAGACGAAGAAGGUUGUAUAAAAGAGUUUGUCAAUUUCGAGUUCAAUCGUACCAAACUAGUCAUCAGCAGAGUACUAGAUGAGAAAACUAAAAAACGGCUGCUAAAAGGAUUCAAAAAGUUCUUGAAGACCAACUGUGACAAACAUCCUAUGGCUGUUUUCACCGUUUUUUUGGCGAAUGCAGUCAGAUAUGCACUACAUUUUCUUGGUGGAUAAUAAUAUUAUGGAACCGACUUAAUUCCACAGAGAUAUGGGGCCUAUUUCAUAAAACUUAAAAUUGUACUUAAUAAAUUCAAAAGACAAUUCAAUGUGCAUUACGGAGCGUGUGAUAAGAAUAUUUUGCAUCUUUAUAUCACGCAAUGAACUCCAAAA
Messenger RNA from Pectinophora gossypiella (pink bollworm), 931 nucleotides. RefSeq names its product UPF0764 protein C16orf89 homolog. The transcript has 4 exons. The record is from RefSeq and is a predicted model, not a curated record. The coding region runs from base 20 to 775 and encodes 251 amino acids. Gene Ontology annotation, cellular component: membrane; cytosol. NCBI's taxonomy places the organism in Eukaryota, Metazoa, Arthropoda, Insecta, Lepidoptera, Gelechiidae.